AUGGCUACCCAUUUUGCUGCUAGACGGCUUUGUGGUACAGUAUCCUCCUGUAGGCUUUCCACGAGGGCGUACUCUACGGGCAAGCCGUUCACCCCGGUCACAAAGACAACGCCGAAAGCAUAUCCGUCCCGCCCCAAGUUUCCCGCAGCGAAUGCUAGCACGAGCACGGGAAGGCCGGCGACACCCAGUCCAAGUGCUGGCAAAGCGGACCCCGUGGUCGUCGAUGAUAUACCGCCGGAAGAGCUGUCUACGCCGCCAGAGAGCGUCCCCUCGUCCUCGGUCCUCGCUUCGACUAUCGCACCUUCGCCACUCGGUUCUGAGCCAGAUACACAGCCUCUCUCAGACGGUACUCCUACCGACUGGUCGAAGAGCUAUUUUGGUCUCUCGACUCAGGCGUUCUCCAGGGAGGUUGCGGACGUUCUGCUGGCUCCCAUUGAACCACUUGACGUGGAGAUCAAGCCAGAUGGUCUCAUAUACCUGCCGGAAAUCAAGUACCGGCGCGUGCUCAAUAAGGCGUUCGGCCCAGGUGGCUGGGGCCUUGCUCCGCGAAGCGAGACACAUGUCGGACCUAAGAUCGUGAGCAGAGAGUAUGCUCUUGUCUGCCUCGGAAGGCUCGUCGCUAUUGCACGAGGAGAACAGGAAUACUUCGAUCCCAACGGGAUACCAACGGCGACUGAGGCAUGCAAGAGCAAUGCUUUGAUGCGCUGCUGCAAGGACCUUGGCAUAGCAAGCGAGCUCUGGGACCCGCGCUUCAUUCGCGAGUUCAAGGCGAAGCACUGCGUGGAAGUCUUUGCUGAGCAUUUGGCGAGCAAGAAGAAGCAAGAAAAAGCUCUGGAGACGCAAGGACCAGCCGAAGUUUGA
Messenger RNA from Fomitopsis serialis, 861 nucleotides. Its product is annotated as mitochondrial genome maintenance MGM101-domain-containing protein. The transcript has 4 exons. Gene Ontology annotation, biological process: interstrand cross-link repair; recombinational repair. Lineage: Eukaryota; Fungi; Basidiomycota; Agaricomycetes; Polyporales; Fomitopsidaceae. The record is from RefSeq and is a predicted model, not a curated record. The coding region runs from base 1 to 861 and encodes 286 amino acids. Gene Ontology annotation, cellular component: mitochondrial chromosome; mitochondrial nucleoid. Gene Ontology annotation, molecular function: single-stranded DNA binding.